AUGUUCAAUAUUGCGAGUAUUCUUCAGUCGGCGUCGUUGAAAAACGGUAGGUUAAUUUGAACUGAUGUUAUACUAGAUCUGCUCAUUCGUUUUCCAAGAUAUCCUUUACUUUUACGCAAUAAAGCCUGUUUAAAUUAGCCGGCGCUUGCCAAUCACAUAAACUGGCUGAACUUUCUUUGAAGAGACCGUUGUUUUGAGGGCAUGACCCCCAAUAAUUAUCCUUAGAUAUCACUGUUGUUAUGUAUAUUAUAUGCCUUUCUCUUAUGCGCAACUUUUGCUUUCUUUGUCGGCUCUUUUGAAAGCCUUCAGGAUCCAUUUUUCCUUACUUUUUUCUGCUUCAUUGUUCGUUUUCAGAAUGCCCAGAAAACAGUCCGACAACUUCCGAGGAGUUCAGUAUGUCGUUGAAUAUCUCAGCCGACGCCCCUUCCAACCUGGACAACUCCAAUUCUCCUCGAGCGGAUUCAGAAUCGGACACAAUCUCCACUUCUCCAGAUGAACCCAGUUUUCUGGGAGAUUAUGCAAACAUGGAAGCAGCGAAGCCGGACAAAGAUGGGAAACCCAAGUUCAGCUACAAUGCCUUGAUCACGAUGGCAUUGAAGGACAGCCAAAGUGGGAAGUUAACGCUGAAUGGAAUCUACGAAUACAUUAUGGACAGAUUCCCUUUUUAUAGGUGAGAUUAAAUCUUAUUCUUGUUUAUCUAAUCAUUUUUUACUGACUUCAUCAGCCAGCUUUCGUUUCAGGGCCAACAAACGCGGAUGGCAGAACAGUAUCCGUCACAACCUCUCUUUGAAUAAAUUUUUUGUCAAAGUCCCCAGGAACUACGAUGAUCCAGGCAAAGGGAACUAUUGGACUUUGGAUAAGAACUGCAAAGAUGAGAUUUAUAUAGGGCCAAAUACCGGGAAGCUUCGACGAAAACCUAACCGCCAUCGGAAUUCCCAUCUGACUUUCGCCUCUCCAUCAAGCCAGAUUAAUCAUGACUAUCCGAACACUUACAUCGAUCAGAUAUCGCGGAACUCCCAGAACUUCCUCAACAUUCUCCAUCAGAUGAAUAUGAGUAAUCUGAGUCCCCCUCAGGGCAUUCCUUUCCCCAGUCCCCCCUAUCUUCCUAAUAAUUUUCACAAUUUGAAUAUAGGAGAUCCUGGCCAAUUCAAUGCUGGCCAUUUGAAUCCCCUUUUAUUCCAAUUACAAUUACAGUUAUUGGCAAAACACGGAGAAAAGCCUUCGUAG
Molecule: messenger RNA, 1227 nt
Organism: Bursaphelenchus xylophilus (pine wood nematode)
Lineage: Eukaryota; Metazoa; Nematoda; Chromadorea; Rhabditida; Aphelenchoididae
Source: the annotation of a GenBank genome assembly